This is a messenger RNA of Cyprinodon variegatus (sheepshead minnow), 2007 nucleotides long. It is a transcript of the gene mus81, whose product is annotated as MUS81 structure-specific endonuclease subunit. The record is from RefSeq and is a predicted model, not a curated record. Gene Ontology annotation, biological process: DNA catabolic process; mitotic intra-S DNA damage checkpoint signaling; double-strand break repair via break-induced replication. Gene Ontology annotation, molecular function: DNA binding; 3'-flap endonuclease activity; crossover junction DNA endonuclease activity. Lineage: Eukaryota; Metazoa; Chordata; Actinopteri; Cyprinodontiformes; Cyprinodontidae. The coding region runs from base 49 to 1875 and encodes 608 amino acids. The transcript has 15 exons. Gene Ontology annotation, cellular component: nucleus; Holliday junction resolvase complex.
UCAAUAAGGAAGUGUUCUUGUACGUUUGAAAACAAGGCGCCAGCAGGGAUGCCAGACCCGGAGCCGGUUCGGUUCGGUCGGAAACGCGCCCUGCCGUCCUGUCCGAACCCGCUGUUCCUCCAGUGGCUCACCGAGCUCCGGGACGAGGCGAAGGAGAAAGGCCUGAAGAUCCAGUACACCUACCAGAAGGCUAUAAACUCUUUGAAUAAAUAUCCACUUCCACUAAAAAACGCUAAAGAGGCAAAAAUCCUUCAAAACUUUGGAGACGGAAUCUGCAAAAUACUGGAUGAGAAGCUGCAGCGAUACUACAGAGAAAACGGUCCCAACGCUUCAAUUCACUGCUUACCCAAAGGUGCGCCCCCUCCUGGUCAGAAAGACAACAACAACAGGCUGGCUCCUCCCAGGAAGAGGAACGAUGGAAGUGUUGAAGGGAAGGAAAAGGGAGGAGGUGGAGGAACAAAGAGGAAGAAGAGGGAAUACGUACCCCAGAAGAGGUCUGGAGGAUACGCUGUACUACUCACUCUUUACAGACAGGCACAGAUCCCAGGUAGUAAAGGCUACAUGUUAAAGAUGGAGCUGCAGACAGAAGCUCAGUCUCUCUGUGACAAAUCUUUUACCGUGCCCGAUCUUGGCAGCAAGUACACCGCCUGGUCCUCAGUCAGCACUCUGAUCCAGAAAAACCUGCUGAUAAAGACUCACAAUCCUGCCAGGUAUUCUCUGACGGAUGAGGGUCUCGCUUUGGCUGAACGACUGGAAUCAGUGGAAAGAGAUGUGAAAAACAUUCCAGGAGAGGACAUUAGUGAAGGAGAUGGACGAGAGGAGGAAGAGGAGGAAAGGGUUGUUGAUCUUACUGAGAGUGGUGAUGAUGAUAGUGAUGAAGAGGAGCAGCUGCCUGAGAGCCUUUCACAAAGAGCAACCUGUGCCAUUCAGCUGAGCAGGGAUGCAGGCGAGGGGUCUCUACAAGGAAAACCGCAGAGUACCCUGACAUCAAUUAGAAAGCCAAACAGAGAAAGUCUUCUACCAGGAGCUUAUGAGAUCCUCCUGUGUGUCGACUUCAUAGAGACCACUGGUGGCAGCCACCACCGUAAGCAGGAGCUGGUCAAAGAGCUGCAGAGGAACGGAGUCGCCUUCGAUGUUAGGAAACUCAAUGUUGGAGACUUCCUGUGGGUGGCUCGGGAAAAGGUCACACCUGUUCCAGGUCAGCUGCGAGCUCCCGUAGGGAGAGAGCUGGUCCUCGAUUAUAUCAUUGAGAGGAAGAGGAUGGACGACCUGUGUGGGAGCAUCAUCGACGGACGCUUUAGGGAACAAAAGUUUCGACUGAAGCGAUGCGGUCUCCGUAAGCCCAUCUACUUGGUAGAGGGCAGCAGCUCAUCCGCUGCUCACCUGAGUUUACCUGAAAGCACCUUGCAGCAAGCCAUCGUCAACACACAGGUUGUUGACGGCUUCUUCGUUAAAAGAGUCCAAGAUGUCCGCGAGUCGGCCGCCUACCUCACAGUCAUGACCCGAUACCUGACCAAACUCUACCAGAACCGAACCCUGUUCUGUCGCUCCAGAGAGCUGGAGGGGGACAUAUCCAGCAAUGAAGAGGAGGGAGGGAUCCCCUUCUGCUCUCUCAUUUCUUUUGCAGAGUUUAACCACGGGGCUGUGAAAAACAAGUGUCAGACGGUGAGAGAAGUGUUUGCUAGACAGCUGAUGCAGAUCAGUGGGUUGUCUGGUGAUAAAGCAGCAGCCAUACUGGGGCAGUACAGCAGUCCACAUAGUCUCCUAGCCGCUUAUGAAAAGUGUGGGAGUGAGGCAGAGAAAGAGAAACUCCUCUCCUGCAUCCGAUACGGGAAGUUGAAAAGGUUAGCAGCAUAUUUCAUCAUUACAGAUUAAAGCAAUCAUUGAUUUUACUGAAACCUUCUUUAAGGACUGAAGGGCAAUGAUAAUUUCACAUGCUAAUUAGAAACUCGUUUCUCAUGGUAAAUAUAGUUGUCUGUCUUCUAUUUCCAGGGUUUUGCAUAUUUG